Molecule: messenger RNA, 537 nt
Organism: Acaulospora colombiana
Lineage: Eukaryota; Fungi; Glomeromycota; Glomeromycetes; Diversisporales; Acaulosporaceae
Source: the annotation of a GenBank genome assembly
GAUGAACAAGAUCCGAUGGUCAAGAAUGCGAUAUGGACGUCCGGCGAACGAACAUGGGCUGUGAAGGAGCGAUCUGCAAAAGAAUGGGAUGAAGUAGCGAAGCAAUAUCUAGAAGCGGAGCAGUGGGCCGCGACUAUUGCGUCCUCUACCCAUGCCAUAAGACGCGAUCCGUCCGUGCUUUCUUACCGCAUUAAACGCGGAGCCGGUCACCUUGGCUUUGGAAAUUAUCCCUCCGCAAUUCAUGACCUCCAUAUUGCGCUAUAUCAUAAAUCUGCAGGAAAUCAGGAAAUCUUCUUGAUUUUGAACUUGCUAGGCCCCUUGAUCACGCGGAUCGAAGAUUGUGAGAAAUUGGAAGAGCAGCAAGCCAACGGGGUCUAUGACUGGGAUGAAGUAUGCAGACAAGUCGCAACUGACGAGGAUCCGGUCUUUGCGGACUUCAUCGGACCAGUAGGAAUUGAGGAAAUGCCUCAUCGAGGUGGUGGUCGAGGUGUUGUCGCAACGAGGGAUAUCGCUCCUGGAGAGCUACUCGUAAGCAUG